Messenger RNA from Tarenaya hassleriana, 1506 nucleotides. RefSeq names its product UDP-galactose/UDP-glucose transporter 2. The coding region runs from base 287 to 1324 and encodes 345 amino acids. Lineage: Eukaryota; Viridiplantae; Streptophyta; Magnoliopsida; Brassicales; Cleomaceae. Gene Ontology annotation, biological process: transmembrane transport. Gene Ontology annotation, cellular component: endoplasmic reticulum membrane; Golgi membrane. Gene Ontology annotation, molecular function: transmembrane transporter activity. The transcript is spliced from 7 exons. The record is from RefSeq and is a predicted model, not a curated record.
UUUUUAAAACCCCUCUCCCUCCUUCCAAAACCGCUCUGUAAUUCUCUUCUCUCUCUCUCUCUACCUUGAAGCUCGUAAUUACUUCAUGGAGUGAAUUAGAGGGGAAUUUAGUUUUGUUUUUCGGAUUUGUUUUUUGGAUUUUCGGAUGCCCUUUUGGGGUUCUGGAUCGGAUUCUCCUUUUUCGUUGAGCUUUUUUCAUGCGAUCGAUCCCUUGGGACGUACUAUAUUGACUGGGGUUUUCUCGUAACUGUUUGUUUCCCGGGAAAAUUUUUUCGGAGAAAAAAAAAUGAAGACUGAGGAACAAUCGAGGUCUCUAUUUGGAAUCUCGCUGUCUGAUCGACCCACUUGGCAGCAGUUUCUCAUCUGCACUUCGGGGUUCUUCUUUGGUUAUCUCGUCAACGGAAUCUGUGAGGAAUACGUGUAUAAUCGCCUUCAGUUUAGCUAUGGCUGGUAUUUCACGUUCAUACAAGGAUUUGUGUACUUGUUCUUGAUUUACCUUCAAGGCUUCACGGCUAAGCAAAUCGUGAACCCGAUGAGAACCUACGUGAAGCUAUCGGCUGUUCUAAUGGGGUCACAUGGAUUAACGAAAGGGUCGUUGGCUUAUCUAAAUUAUCCGGCUCAGAUCAUGUUCAAAUCCACCAAGGUAUUGCCGGUGAUGAUAAUGGGAGCGUUUAUACCCGGGCUAAGAAGAAAAUACCCAGUUCACGAAUACGUUUCAGCAUUCAUGCUCGUGGUUGGUCUGAUCCUGUUUACCUUAGCCGAUGCCCAAAUGUCCCCAAACUUCAGUAUCAUCGGGAUUUUGAUGAUUUCUGGUGCACUCAUCAUGGAUGCUUUCUUGGGCAAUCUUCAAGAAGCAAUCUUUACGAUGAAUCCCGACACAACUCAGAUGGAGAUGCUUUUCUGCUCGACUGUUGUCGGGAUGCCCUUCUUGUUUGUACCAAUGGUCUUGACAGGAGAGCUUUUCCGGGCAUGGAGUUCAUGCGCACAACAUCCGUACGUGUACGGAGUGCUCGUGUUCGAAGCCAUGGCCACAUUCAUCGGCCAAGUCUCUGUUUUAUCCCUCAUUGCCAUCUUCGGUGCCGCUACUACCGCCUUGAUAACGACGGCUAGAAAGGCGGUAACGUUGUUGCUGUCGUAUAUGAUAUUCACGAAGCCAAUGACGGAGCAACACGGGACGGGUUUGCUGUUGAUAGCGAUGGGGAUAAUACUGAAGAUGGUUCCGAUGGAGAGUAAGGCUCCGGCGAAAUCCACGGCGGCUAGGGAGAUGGCAGUCGCCGGAGAAGGUGGAAGGAAAGAUGAUGAAGAAAAGAGGCCUUUGGUAUAAGGAGGAUGUUUUAUUUUUAUAUAGGCUUUUUCUUGUUAUAUGUAAACAUCACACAAUGGUCGAAAGGGUCUGUUUGUAACCCUUUAAUCCAGAAAGAGGGUUAUAAAUGUAACCCAUUAAUUCAUAGUUCUUUAGAAAAAAAAAACAAACGAAGAAAUAAAAGAGGAAUGUUAGUUCUUUUG